CGGGGGCUGUGCCCGAGCCCGAUCCGCCGCUCCGGCUCCGAGCAGUGGUCUCCAGAAGAAGGUUGUGGUCCCGCACGGAUGCGCUCGUUGGGGAAAACCUUGGAGAUUCACAGAAAGGCGUAAAGCCUGGGGCUUCCAACGAUACUCUGGGCAGAGAUGGAAGCCUAGAUGCCUCACCGCAAGGAGCGGCCGAGCGGGUCCUCGCUUCACACACACGGCAGUGCCGGCACCUCGGAGGGAGGAAACAUGUCCCGGCUGUCUCUCACCCGGUCGCCUGUGUCUCCUCUGGCUGCACAGGGCAUCCCCCUGCCCGCCCAGCUCACCAAGUCCAAUGCACCUGUGCACAUCGACGUGGGCGGCCACAUGUACACCAGCAGCCUGGCUACGCUCACCAAGUACCCCGACUCCAGAAUAAGCCGCCUCUUCAAUGGCACCGAACCCAUCGUCCUGGACAGUUUGAAGCAACAUUACUUCAUCGACCGGGAUGGGGAGAUUUUCCGCUAUGUCCUGAGCUUCCUGCGGACGUCCAAGCUGCUGCUCCCGGAUGACUUCAAGGACUUCAGCCUGCUGUACGAGGAGGCACGCUACUAUCAGCUGCAGCCCAUGGUGCGUGAGCUGGAGCGCUGGCAGCAGGAGCAGGAGCAGCGGCGCCGCAGCCGAGCCUGUGACUGCCUGGUGGUACGCGUCACGCCUGACCUGGGCGAGCGGAUCGCGCUCAGCGGUGAGAAGGCCCUCAUCGAGGAGGUCUUCCCCGAGACCGGAGAUGUCAUGUGCAACUCCGUCAACGCCGGCUGGAACCAAGACCCUACGCACGUCAUCCGCUUCCCACUCAACGGCUACUGCCGGCUCAACUCGGUGCAGGUCCUGGAGCGGCUGUUCCAGAGGGGUUUCAGCGUGGCUGCAUCCUGUGGGGGCGGCGUGGACUCCUCCCAGUUCAGUGAGUACGUGCUUUGCCGGGAGGAGCGGCGACCACAGCCCACCCCUACUGCUGUUCGGAUCAAGCAGGAACCCCUGGACUAGUCCCUGCUUCAGUGCCCACCUGGGCCCCCCAGGGACCUGGAAACAGUGCUGGGGAGUUCUUCCUGUGCGUGCUUGGCUGUGGGCAUGAGACCGAGGGUGAGGCAGGAGGGUCCAAAGCUGGCCCAGGGAGCAUCAGGGUCCCAGGUGUCGUGGCCCCAGAACGUGGGAUGCUGGAGGCAUGCCUGCCAAAGGAUUGUUGAUGUGACCCAAAGAUGCAGCAGUGGGAACUCCGCUGCCAGUUCUCCCAGCCCCUUGGCUCCCCACCCUGGCACAGAAUCCUCUGAGGACCCGGGGCCUGCUGGGGCAGGGUUGGAAGAGGCAUCUACAGCUACUCCAGAGGAGCUGUUUAUCCUUCUCCACAUGGGGCAGACUCUGGUAGUGGGUCUCCUAGCGUCUGAGAUGGCUUAUUUUUCUACAGUAUUUAAAAUGGAAGCAACCAUAACAACUGCAAAAGUCAGAGAGGCCGACAAGGGCCAACGCUUCUUUAUCUGGUGCUCAGUUCUCAGUCGGACACGCAUCAUGGCCGCAGGGUGGACGAGCUGCCUGGCGUUCAGGCCCAGAUGCCUGCAGGGCUGGGGCUCUUGGGACAGAUGCAGGGAUGUGUGCUGCAGGGCUGCUGGGAGGAGAGUGAUGGGGGCCUGGGGGCUGAGUGGCUCUGUAACCAUCUGAGACCCUCACCUUUGCUACCGUCUGGGGCUCAGGCUCCACCUCUGGGUCAUGUGACCUCCCACUGCCUGGGGGGCUUCCAGUCCUAUCUGUGUGGACUGGCACCUGGGCUGCUGGAGAAGCCUUCUCCCAUUCUGACCAGCCUCAGGGCUGCACCUUACCUCAGGAAUGGGCCCCACCCUGAAGGGGCCCAUCUGUCAGCAGCAUCUUCUGGGUCCCCAGCUCAGGGAGCCAUCCCCAGCUCCAAAUUUCUCACUCAAAUAUGCACAGAGUUUUAAUUAAACUUGUUAUGCUAGCCUGUCAAGGAGACCCGGACACGGGCAGACCUGGCGCUCUUGACCCCGGAUUCCAGUGAGGACUGGCCCCGAGGAGUCCUUACAGACCUGCUGCCUCCCUUAUAACAGGCCCAAAGAUGGACCCCUCCCCCCCCCACCUUGUGACAGCUCCCCGUGUGUUCUCUGGUGGAGAAACUGCAGAGGACUAGUGGGUGGGGCUUCCCAGCCAUCACCAUCCUGUGUACAAUGGCUGUAGGCUUGUAUAUGGCUCCUUUAAUAUUGUAAAGAUGCUGAUGUACAAUUGUGCGUUUGUGUGAACACAUUGCGUUCCUAGUCCAUGCCAUAAAUGAUGCUCUAAUGAAAAGACUGGAGGCUCUGUCCUGUGCAGAAGCAGCAGCUGGACUCCCACAUUCGAUGUUGUACAGGGAGGUUUGCGGGUGGAAUGGAGUCCUCUCCCACAGAUCCUUCAGUUCACAUCGAGGAAUAACCCGAGGUGGUGGUGGGGGAGGGUCAGUGGCUGGGUCCUGAGCUUGGAGUUAUUUAUUGCAUUUGGGUGCCUGUCCCCUCCAGGCAGCACAGAUUCUGAAUUCUGAUUCACAGCCCCUAGCCAGAUGGGAACUGGGAAAGAGACAGAAGAUGUCUGGGUGCUCUUGAACCCUGUCUUAAAUGUUUGGGAUUAUCUCUCUCACUGUUCCUUGGUUGGGGCUGAUGUCCUCUUUAGAGUCCCACAUAGUGGUAUUAGAAGAUGGUAGCUGGUGGCUCAGGCCAGCCAGGGAGGACUGAGUCACGCAGCUAGCGUGAGACUUGCAGUUCACCUAAGCACAGAAUGAAAUCUCAGUAUGCCUCUAUGUGGAGAUUCACAUAGGCCUCCAAUUUUAAUAAGCCUUUUUGCAUUUUUUUUCUCAAAGCUCUUAUGUUCUAACCCAUGAGAACCGUUUUACCUGCCCCUAAGGGCCACCAGCUUGGACCUGCCUCAGAGGACAGCAGCACAGACCAGCUGAUCCCUGUCUGAGGCCACAGAGCAGACGCCAUCCCCCUGUACAAUCAAAUUUGCUGGACAAACUUGAUAGGUUUCUCUGCUUAGCAACGAGCCUAUAGUUGGCACAUCUGUGUUUUGGCAUCUGAGGCUCUCAUCUGAGUGGAGGAGGAAGUGUUGUGUUGAUUAGCAAGGAAGCCUUGUGAAAACACCUUGAUGCUGUGUGUGUUUAUGGAUUUUUCUGAUAGCCAGCAUGGUUACCGAUUGGUAGAGAUUCUCGAACAUUCCCAAACUCUCGUUUUGAGUAAAAAAUUGUGCUAAAAAUAAAAUUUAAUAAAGAAGGGGGAAAAGGAGUAACUCUACCUGACUAAAUGUUACUCUAAUUUAUUUCUUUCUUUACUAAUUAAGUAAAAUCAGGGAGUAUGAUUUUACAUCGACCAGAGAAUUCCUGAAUUUGUAGGGAAACACCGUGUUCCCAUAAUGAUGCUAUAAUUCUAAUAUACCUAGUCCCCAUAAGCAGCAAGUACAAAUUAUUCCUUUAAAGCAUUCUUAUACUUCCUGGAAUGAAUAUAUCAUACGCAAUCUUUUAUCAAAUGCCAGCAGUAUAAAUGUUACUUCUGCUCUUUGCAAACCUCAAAACUCAUUUCUCUUGAUUAUAAGCAACUGGACAGAACCAUGCCAAAGCUUCCCAGUUUCCCACCAGACCCCUGCCAGUGAGUUCAGAGAACUUGCAAAGCCACAGCAGUGGCCCCAGCCACUGCCCCGCUUACAUGGGGCCCAAUGCCAGGUCACAACACUAAUAUCUUUCAAAAAAUAUCUUUUUUUUUUUUUUAAGCUACUGCUUGACUGUUCCUUAGAAUAAAUAAAGGAUAUUUUAUAAAUUA
Molecule: messenger RNA, 3821 nt
Organism: Callithrix jacchus (white-tufted-ear marmoset)
Lineage: Eukaryota; Metazoa; Chordata; Mammalia; Primates; Cebidae
Gene: KCTD15
Product: BTB/POZ domain-containing protein KCTD15
Biological process (GO): protein homooligomerization
Molecular function (GO): protein binding
Source: RefSeq, a predicted model, not a curated record